Molecule: messenger RNA, 2048 nt
Organism: Eufriesea mexicana
Lineage: Eukaryota; Metazoa; Arthropoda; Insecta; Hymenoptera; Apidae
Product: phospholipase B1, membrane-associated-like
Exons: 8
Coding region: 254-1525 (423 amino acids)
Biological process (GO): phospholipid metabolic process
Molecular function (GO): glycerophospholipase activity
Source: RefSeq, a predicted model, not a curated record
UGAGACCAUUUCAUCCGCUUUAAUGUCGAUUGUCACCUUACCUUCAGUUUCCUCAAUCGCAUCGAAGUUGAAGUCACCAGCCUUGGUAGCGAUCAUUGAAUCUCAUCGUCAAAACCGGCUAUGAUCGUGGCAAACUCUGAAGGAGAACAGAGGCAUACCAUUUCAACCUCAUUUGGUAUUGCUAUAGUACCAUAAGUAGCUGAAGAGCACGAGUCACCGCGGAGACCUCAACGUUUGGUUGUCCAAGAGAACGAUGAACAAGCUGCAUCUGUGUCUUCUGUUACAAUUAUGCGUGCUGACCGUGUCUCAAAAGACCGCUUUGGAUUCACCACCUAUAUUGCAAAUUUUUCGUAAUGGGCAGCGUUGGAUUAUCGAUUAUUUCGGCAGAGAAAAUGAAGAGCGAAGUUUUUCAACAGAGGAGGGAAACAAAGUUCAAGAAGAAAUCCCAGCAAAUGUACCAUUUCCUUGCAAUGUGACAGGUGGUAGAUCUCCCAAAGUUCCCGACUCAGUCCAUCGCUUAAGACCAGGUGACAUAGACGUUAUUGGUGCGAUGGGUGAUUCUUUGACAGCCGGAGUUGGACUAUUUGCGAAAUCUCUACUACAAGUCUUCGUUGAAAACAGAGGCGCGUCAGGGAGUAUCGGCGGUGAAGGAACUUGGAGGAAGUAUCUGACGCUUCCCAAUAUUCUUAAGGAAUUCAACUCUAACCUAGUUGGCUAUGCACUUGGAGAUUCUUUGAGUAUUCAGCCAGAAUCACAGUUGAACGUUGCUGAGACUGGUGCAAUAUCUAAAGAUAUGCCAUUCAUGGCCAGAUAUUUAGUCAAUAAAAUAUAUAAUGAUCCAAGGAUAGAUGUACAGCGACACUGGAAGCUUAUCACGUUGUUAAUAGGAAGUAACGACAUUUGUUCCAAUAUCUGUUCCCCUCUUUUUCCAUGGUCUCUCUUGGAGAGUCACAAGGUCAACCUAAUUGAAACUCUUAGGAUAUUAAGAGACAAUUUACCAAGAACUUUCGUUGCCCUUGUUGUGACAGUAAAUUUAAAAGCACUUGUUAAUGCACAUAAAGGAAUAAAGUUAUUGAAGUGCUAUAUAGCAACUCAAGUAGAAUGUGGAUGCUUCUUUUCACUGCAAUACAGAGCUCAAAGAGGGGAAUAUUAUAAAAUGUUGGAGAGGUGGCAAGAUUUAGAAGAAGAAAUAGCUACUUACCCAGAAUUUCACAAAGAAGACUUCACUGUAGUGACUUUGCCAAGUGUUAAAAAUGCGUACAUACCGCUUGCCAAAAAUGGAUUGGCUGAUUUUUCGUUUUUUUCAGCCGACUGUUUUCAUAUGAGUCAGAAGAGUAACUCGUGGUACGCGAAUAUUCUAUGGAACAAUUUGCUAGAACCACUUGGUAACAAGACUUCCGUUUGGGAAGAGCCAUAUAAAAGAUUCUUAUGUCCAACUGCGAAGAGACCAUACUUGAUGACUGCUGAAAAUUCUUACAAGGAAUUUUUAGGACAAAGACAGCUCUUGCGCAAUAGAAUUUAUUAGGAGGUAAACGGUUCAUACAAUAGGAGUUCAAUGAUUCUUGUCAUUAUCUGCGAGUGUAAAUACAGAGAUUUUAGAAUUAAACUAAAAUUUAAUCGACGAGCGAUUUUAGUCAAUUGACACUGACUAAAAUUUUUGUUAUUCGAAUUUAAAUAAGUGGAGUUUUACUGUGAAGGUAGAACGCGUUUACAGUUUGCCAUUUAUGUAGAUAAAAUACUCAUUGUCAGCGUUAAGGUCUAGAAAUGAAAUUACAGUGACAUUUUAGUUACCAAUGUAAUAUAUUUGUAUCCGUAACGAAUAUUUAUUUAUUAUUAAUAGAAAAAAAUUGCUUUUCUGUUUCUCUUUGUGUGCGUAUUUAAUCAUUUAAAGGAGUUCACUGCUUAGUCUUAUCCUCAUGAGACAGAUUUGAGCUUUGGAUCAAUCUUUUGCAAGAUUAUCGAAGCAAUUUUAAUGAAGUUUUCAUCGAAAAUUUUAACAGUAAUGAUAAAAAGAAAACAUGUACAAUGGGUAAGAGAUAGUACAAAAA